ACUGUGUCACUUCUCAGGGAAGCCGUAGUUAAAACCUUGGCCGACUGACGUCAAAGAUUAAAAGUGUGUUGCAGACACUUCGCGGACUAAUUAGCGGGGAGAACUGCGCGUUUCGCCGCAACUUUCGAGCCGCUUUUACAAAUACUAGGUGCGUUUCGCGGCGCUUGACUUGUCCUUCGAGAGAAGUUUUCUUUUCUCUGCGGCUUCAGACACCAGCAGCUCCUGCAACUCACGCGCCCGUCACCACCACCAUCAUCAUCAUCAUAAUCGUCGUCGUCGUCGUCGUCUCGUCAGCGGAGACACUCCGCGCGCCCGGCGUCACCUGUACAGGCGCGCGCGUGGCUGAGCCGCGCGGGCAGCGGCGCGUCCCUCACGAGACAACCUUGGGUUAGGCUCCGGCUCGCCGCGACCUCGCUCAGGACAAGUGGUUUCGGGCAGUGUGAAAUCUGCAUCAGUGCGUGGAGGAUGGAGCCUCACGACAAGGAGAGACCGCUGCCGGAAAACGGACCCUUGCCCCCUAAGACCCAGGCCUCCUGCUGUUCCAGUCUCAAGAUGUUCCUGGUGGCCUUGUCCUUUGCCUACUUUGCCAAGGCUCUGUCUGGGAGUUAUCUGAAAAGCACAAUCACUCAGCUGGAGAGGCGCUUCGACAUCCCCAGUUACUUAAUCGGAGUUAUUGAUGGAAGCUUUGAAAUAGGUAAUUUGUUGGUGAUCGCGUUUGUGAGUUACUUCGGAGCCAAGCUUCACAGGCCCAAAAUAAUUGCCAUCGGAUGCCUCCUCAUGGCUCUCGGAACAUUCCUGAUCGCGAUGCCUCAUUUCAUCAUCGGACGCUACAAGUUUGAAACAUCAAUUCCAUCUUCUGCAAACUCGACCAUUAGCCUCAGUCCAUGCCCAGUUAGCUCACCUGAUGUCCUGCCAACAGGGGAGAGCCCAGUGCCAAGUGCAGGACCCGGUUGUGAACGGGAGUCUAGUCUCUCCAUGUGGAUUUACGUUUUCCUGGGGAACGUGUUACGCGGCAUCGGCGAGACUCCUGUGCAGCCGCUGGGAAUCUCGUACAUCGACGACCACGCCCGGCCAGACAACGCAGCCUUCUAUAUCGGCUGUGUCCAGACGGUGUCCAUCAUCGGCCCCAUAUUUGGGUACCUUCUCGGAUCUCUGUGCGCCAAAAUUUACGUGGACAUUGGAUUUGUAGACAUGGAGAGCAUCAGCAUUACCCCGAGCGACGCCCGCUGGGUGGGGGCCUGGUGGUUGGGCUACCUCAUCGCGGGGGCCAUCACCCUCAUCUCAGCCAUCCCGUUCUGGUUUUUGCCCAAAGCACUGUCUGUGCCAGGGUCCCAUCGCCAGUCUGGAUGCCCACCGCAGCAGUCACGCUUCAUCACAGACUCGAUUCAUGGCGAGCACAAGUAUGUGCCAGAGGAACCCGCCAAUUUCCCAGAAAUGGCCAAAGAAUUUCUUCCGUCACUGAAAAACCUGCUUGGAAAUCCAGUGUACUUCUUGUAUCUCUGUGUGACUAUAAUCCAGUUCAACUCCCUGAUUGGCAUGGUCACAUACAAGCCAAAGUACAUUGAAGAACAUUACGGCCAGUCGGCAUCGAAAGCCAACUUUCUGAUGGGCGCCAUCAACAUCCCGGCCGUGGCCCUGGGGAUGUUCUUGGGGGGCGUGGUCAUGAAAAAAUUCAAGCUGAGCAUCAUGGGAGCAGCCAAGUUUGCGUUCGGAACCUCCCUGCUGGGCUACUUCCUGUCCCUCUUCUUCUUCGCCAUGGGCUGCGAGAACUCCAAGGUGGCAGGGAUAACUGUGUCUUACAAGGGCGCAGACGUGCUGGCACAUCAAGAAGCAUCCCAGGUCACCGACUGCAACAAGAACUGCUUGUGUUCCGGGAAGGACUGGGACCCGGUGUGUGGAGAGAACGGGAUCACGUACAUCUCUCCGUGUCUCGCCGGCUGCCGUGUGUCCACAGGGUCGGGGAAGAACACGGUGUUUGACCAGUGCCAAUGCCUCUCGGCGGCCGGCUGGGGGCCCGGCAACCUCACCGCCACGGUAGGACACUGUCGGCACAGGGGUGGCUGCGAUCGGGUCUUUCCCUACUUCCUGGCCCUGUCUGUCAUCAGCUCCUUUGUCAUCUCGCUGGGUGGAACACCAGGGUACAUGUUGCUCAUCAGGUGCAUAAAACCAGAACUGAAGUCUCUAGCUUUGGGAUUUCAUACUUUAACAACUCGAACACUUGCGGGGAUCCCUGCUCCUAUAUACUUCGGAGCCAUCAUCGACACGACCUGCCUGAAGUGGGGCCGCAAGCGGUGCGGAGGAAAGGGCGCUUGCAGGAUCUACGACACCACGGCCUACAGGAUAGUGUACCUGGGCCUGACCCUUGGCCUGCGAACUGCGUCCUUCUUUCUGUGCGCUCUGGGCUUCGUCCUCCUCAGGAGACACGUCAGGAGGGAGGAGAAGAGCAGCCUGGCCAACGGUGGCACGGAGAUCGAGUCCCUCACCAAGGAGGAGAACAGCUCAUUGAACUGUGACCAGUUCGUGCGGAACUCGGACUGCGACCCGGACAGGGAGACGCGACUGUGACGGCGACUCAUUCCGCUUUGUUUUUUCAACUUAUUUCCCCAAAGCAUGCAAGGCAUGAUGGGAACACUGGCCAAGUUGAACGAUUUCAUAGAAUAUAAAUUAUAUAUUUGUACUGGACAUAUGUAGAUUUUGCGACACAAAAAAAGUGUUUCUAAUAUAACUGAAAUAAUAUUUCUUUAAUGUGUAUGCUGUUGUACAGAAACUGGAACACUGAAUCUCUACCAUUUUGUAGCAAAGAACAUAAUUUUGUUUCGUUUUCUGAGAAAAAAAUAUUUUGAAGAGUUUGAUUUUUUUUUCUUUUUUUCCAUCUCACUAAUGAUGUGUUGUGUGCUUGUAUUUUUCUAAGAAACCGUGCACAAUGUACAGCCGUUUAGACACAGCCCUUUGAGGAGUGGAGCUGGAGCAUUUCCCCUCUUUGGUCGUGCUAUAAAUUUGAAAUGCGCAACAUGGCGACGUGAACAGCGACAGAGGGGUUCGCUGUGUGCUCGUGACCGGGUGCCUUUCACUGACAAAUAGAUCGCCGUGCAUUGUUGUGUUCACUUUAUUGCAGUUUUGUGUGUUUUUUGUGGAGAGCCCGAACAUUUGUUCUUUUUACCCUGGGCGGACAUGGUACGUCCUUCGUAGGUCAUUUCUUACAAACGUUUCUUUUAGAAGAGACCAAUUUGUCAUAGUACUAAUCUAGGCCAGUUUACUGUAGGAUGAAGCCUAUGUGCAACAGCAUUAUCCCAGGGGACAUUUUUGUAAAGAGUCUGAAAUGCUUCAAAGCAUCUGUUUUUAUCAUUUAGUAAUCUUGCCUCCAUCGGAUGGGUUGCCAUUCACUGACACAGACUAUUUUUACAUUUUUCAUGUAAAACAGGUGAAUUCUUUUGUGCGGCACCAUUCUGCAGUAGUAUUUUCUGUACUUAACCUUCUGCUGAACUGCUGCAGUAGAGGUGUGAGGAGACCCGGGAAAUUUGCAUACGCACCGGCCCACCGAGAAAAAUCAGAUCAGAAACUUACAGUGAGACACAAAUGUAUCGGACGUGCAUAAAUUUCCCCAGCAUCGGUGUCAGUUGCCAUCGGGAUGAAGCGGUUCGUUUUGCGGUGUUUUAAGGAAGGUCCACGAGGGAUGGUAGGUUGUCUGUCUUGAGUGUAUGACUUACCUGGGUCUCAUAAUAACAGCACCUCACGAUGCUGUGCAAUGAUGCUGUCCACGAUGCUGGACCUCGGCGAAAAUGCCGAGGUAACGGGGUGCGGGUCCGCAUUUAUUUGAAUACGAGCACUCGCCGAACGUCCCCGCUUUCCCUGAGCACGGCACUUGCACCGUAACUGUGGGCCAUUGUGUUACAACAUAAUGCAGCGUUCAGAGUCCUUAUGACGGUUUUCAUUUUUGCUCAGUAAGAGGCAAAGGUCAACAAAACAGACUCAGCUGAACUCUAAGGCUCUUUUUAUUCAUCAUCUCAAUGGCAGGAGCACAA
This is a messenger RNA of Scleropages formosus (Asian bonytongue), 4022 nucleotides long. It is a transcript of the gene slco1c1, whose product is annotated as solute carrier organic anion transporter family, member 1C1. The transcript has 16 exons. NCBI's taxonomy places the organism in Eukaryota, Metazoa, Chordata, Actinopteri, Osteoglossiformes, Osteoglossidae. Gene Ontology annotation, molecular function: protein binding. The record is from RefSeq and is a predicted model, not a curated record. Gene Ontology annotation, biological process: sodium-independent organic anion transport; transmembrane transport. Gene Ontology annotation, cellular component: basolateral plasma membrane. The coding region runs from base 466 to 2565 and encodes 699 amino acids.